AGCUCAGAACUGAAACUGUUGCUGUGCAUUUAAACCUUGCUUCAGACAGAGGAUGGACGCACAACAACCGGACAGGCUGAUCACAUGACCUGCAUGGAGAAAAGAUAAUGGCGCGUGUCCCACAGCUGCUCUUGGAAACUUUAGAAGAGCUGGUUGCUGAACAGCUGAGGACCUUCCAGUUUUUUCUUUUCAGUGGUGUUCUUGAAGGAUUCCCACAUAUUCCAAAGUCUCGGGUUGACGGCGUGGACAGGCCGGGCACUGUGGAUGUUUUGGUGCAGACAUAUGGCUACGAUGAUGCUGUUACUGUCACAGUGGAUAUACUGGUGAGGAUGAAACUAAAACUGUGUGCUGAAACAUUAAAGAAGAAGUACGAUGAAGUUCCAAGCAAUCAACCUGGCAAAGAAAUCGACCACCAUGCAAUCCGAGACAAACUUAAAUCCACUCUGAGGGAAAAGUACCAAAAUAUUUAUGAGGGGAAUGCAGAUGAAGGGGACACUGUCUACCUCAACAAAAUCUACACUGAACUGCGCGUGAUCGAAGGAGCUUGGGGAGGCUUCACUGAGGAGCAUGAGGUCAGACAGCAGAGGUCCAGCCAUGUGACAACAGAAGAAACAUCAAUUAAGGUUGGCAACAUUUUCAAACCCAAGCCCAACCAAGAGAAGCACAUCAGAACUGUGCUUACCCAGGGUAUCCCUGGAGUGGGUAAAACUGUCUGUGCACAGAAGUUUACCCUGAGCUGGGCAGAAGGAGAUGAAAAUCGGGACAUCACCUUCCUCUUCCCACUUCCUUUUCGUGAACUGAAUCCCAACAUAGGCGAAAAAGAACACAGUCUGAUGCAGCUGCUUCACCAGUUCUUCCCUGAGAUGAAACCUCUUGAGACUCUGGGAACAGAAUGCAAAGUCUUGUUCAUCUUUGACGGCCUUGACGAGACUCUCCUGCCUUUGAACUUCAAACACAACAAGGUCUUGAGAGAUGAGACAGAGCCAGCUUCACUGGACGUCCUGAUCACAAACCUUAUCGCGGGCGAUCUGCUUGGGAAUGCCCUCAUCUGGAUCACAUCCAGACCUGCAGCGGUCGGCCGUAUCCCUCGAAAACACAUCCAUCUGUGGACGGAAGUCAAGGGCUUCGCCAAUGAACAGAGGGAGGAAUACUUUAAGAGGCGUUUGUGUGACGAUAACCUCGCCUUUAGAAUCAUCAACCAUGUGAAGUCAUCAAGAAGCCUCUACAUCAUGUGUCAAAUACCGGUCUUCUGCUGGAUCACAGUGACUGUGAUGAAGAAAAUGUUGCGCGACAACUUGACAAGAGGCAUGCCCAAUACCCUGACAGAGAUGUAUGCAUAUCUCCUUCUCUGCCAGACAGACAGGAUGAUAGAAGGGCACUACCCAAUAGAAAGUGUCAAUGUAGUCUUGAAGCUAGCAGAGCUGGCGUACCGUCAACUGGAGAAGGGCAAACUGAUCUUCUACGAGGCAGAUCUGAAAGAAUGUGGCAUGGACGUCAAAGAGGCAACCAUCUACUCAGGAGUUUGCACCGAGGUAUUUAUGAUGGAGGGCACGAGGAGGCGAGAAGUCUUUAGCUUCGUCCAUUUGACCAUUCAGGAGUUUCUGGCAGCUGUGUAUGCCCAUCAUUCCUACAUGCACGGAAAGGAUAAUGUCGUUCUUGGAUACCUGAAAAGGAUGUCUACAAGAUGGCUCCCCAAGUCUGUGUUCAAUUUUCACAAAACCGCCAUUGAAAAAGCCUUGGAGAGUAAGGACGGACGCUGGGACCUCUUCCUUCGCUUUCUCAUGGGACUGUCGCUGAAGUCAAACCAGGAGCUCCUGGGUAGAAUACUUCAUUUGGAAGCAGAAGGAGAGGAAGAUGUGGCAAGAACUGUCCAGUUCAUCAAGGACAAGAUCAAAGAGGAACCAGAGGCCAAGCUCAACCUCUUCCACUGUCUGAGCGAGCUCAAAGAGGAGUCUUUGGUGCAGGAGAUCCAGAAUUUUGUGAGUUCUGGGAGGCUCGCAGCCAAAAAAUUGACUCCAGUUCAGUGGUCUGCGCUCACAUUUGAACUGAUGACGUCAGAAGCAACAGAGGAAGAGUUCGACUUGAAGAAGUACAUAAGAUCUGAAGAAGGAGUGGCAAAGCUGCUGACAGUCAUUACUUGCUCCACACGUGCUCUGCUAAAUCACUGCAACCUCACUGAGAACUGCUGUGAAGAUUUGGCCUCUGCACUGAGCUCAACCUCCUCUCACCUGACAGAACUGGACCUGAGUGACAACAGCCUGGGGGAUUUAGGGGUGAAGCUGCUUUCUGUUGGAUUAGGAAGUCCACACUGUAAAUUGAAGAAGCUAAGAUUACAUAAGUGUGAACUGGAAGGAGACUGCUGUAAGGCACUGGCUGGUGUUCUUGGCACAGAGUCAACCCAACUUACAGAACUGGACCUGAGUGCUAAUGACUUCCAGAAAACAGCAGUAAAGGCUCUGUGUGUGGGACUCUGCAGCCAUCACUGUAAACUGGAAACACUAAUGUUGAAUGAUUGCAAGCUGAAAGACAGUUGCUGUGAAGACUUGACUUCAGUUUUAAGCUCAGGCUCAUCUCACCUGAAAAAUCUUGACCUGAGCAACAACAGUCUGAAAGAUUCUGGUGUAUGUCUGCUUACUGCUGGACUGGGGAGACUGGAAACACUCAGGCUUGGCUGGUGUGGCCUAACACAGAAAUGCUGCAAUCACAUUGGCUCAGCUCUCAGCUCUGACUCCGCCCACCUAAAAGAGCUGGACCUGAGCGGGAACAACCUGCAUGGUCCAGACAUUCAGCUGCUGUGCGCUGGACUGAGAAGUCCACACUGUAAACUGGAGAAAUUAAGGUUAAAUGAAGGCAAUCUACAGAAAUGCUGUGCUGAUUUUGCCUCAGUUCUCAGCUCGGAUUCCUCUUACCUGCAAGCCCUCGAUCUGAGCGGGAACGACCUGCAAGACUCAGAGGUGAAGCUACUCUCUGCAGGACUGGCAAGUUCACACUGUAAACUGGAGACAUUAAGGCUGUCGUUCUGCGGAGUCACUGGGAAAGGCUGCACUUAUUUGGCUUCAGCGCUGAGCUCCAACCCAUCCUGCCUCAGCCAGCUGGACCUCAGCUACAACUUCCUGCAGGACUCUGCAGUGAGGCUGAUCUCCGUCCAUCGGGACAACCCGCUGUGUAAACUGGAAAAACUCAGUGUGGAGCACAACGCAGAGUGCUACUUGAAAUCAACACUGAAAAACUAUGCAUGUACACUGACGUUUGAUGCAAAAACAGCUGCCAAGUCUCUCUUCCUGUAUGAUGGGGGAAAGCAGGUGACAUGGGUCAGGGAGAGACAGCAGUACCCGGAUCACCCCGAGAGGUUUGAGAGUGUCGACCAGUUGCUCUGUCUCCAAGACCUCACCCGGCGCCACUACUGGGAGGUGGAGUGGCGGGGACGCUGGGUGGAUGUCGCCGUGGCGAUGAGGGGAAUCCGUCGAAGGGCAAGCUCUCACCUCUGUGGGUUUGGCAGAACAGACCAGUCCUGGAGUCUGUACUGCUCUGAGGAUCGCUACAUCGCUCAGCACAACACCCAGUCUGUGGAGAUACCAGCACCUCUGUCUCGCUCCCACAGGGUUGGAGUCUAUUUGGACUGGGCUGGUGGCACCCUGUCCUUCUACAGCGUCUCCUCUAGGACCCUUAGUCACCUUCACACGUUCUACAGCACUUUCAGUGAGCCCCUCUACGCCGGGUUUGGGAUGGCGGAGGAAGACUGCUCUGUGAUAAUUUGUACAGAGCAGGGCAUGCCACAACUAAUUUCUCGCUCAGCUAGUGCAGAAAGAGCUGUUGAGUUUUAAGUGCAGACGAUGACAGAAAAGAUUUCAGUUUAAUGGAGGACAUAGUGGACACAGACAUAAUGCUGGAAAAAGGAGAAUUAUGAGUUUACAGUCAGGCUCUAUGAACUUGCU
Seriola dumerili (greater amberjack) is the source of this 3935-nucleotide messenger RNA. Its product is annotated as NACHT, LRR and PYD domains-containing protein 3-like. The coding region runs from base 108 to 3824 and encodes 1238 amino acids. Lineage: Eukaryota; Metazoa; Chordata; Actinopteri; Carangiformes; Carangidae. The transcript has 11 exons. Gene Ontology annotation, molecular function: protein binding. The record is from RefSeq and is a predicted model, not a curated record.